AUAAAUAUAUAAUGUUUUUGUAAAAAAGUUGUAGGUUACAAAUUCAGUAGAAUCUGAAAAUAAGUAAAUACAGAUUUAUUUUAACUAAUUGUUUGUUAGUUGCAAAAAGUUGAUUAAUAAAAUGAGUGAAAUAUUGGAGAAUAUUAAUCCAAAGUUGUAUGAGAAAUUAGAUGAUCGUUUGAUUACUAUUGAUGAUGAAAAUGAAGAUGUUGUUGAUGAGUUCGAUUCAAGAGAAAUUUUUGAUUUAAUAAGAAAUAUUAAUGAUCCAGAACAUCCUUUAACAUUAGAAGAACUCCAUGUUGUUGAGCAAAGUCUCAUUAAAGUCGAUAAUAAAAAAAAUACAGUAAUGGUUAAUUUUACACCAACGAUACCACAUUGUAGUAUGGCAACAAUUAUUGGACUAUCAAUCCGCGUACAAUUAUUGCGCGCAUUACCAUCAAGAUUUAAAGUUAAUGUUGAAGUAUCACCAGGAACACACAAUGCUGAGUCAGCAGUAAAUAAACAAUUAGCUGAUAAAGAAAGAGUUGCCGCAGCUUUGGAAAAUUCACAUCUCAUUCAAGUUAUAAACCAAUGCAUCAACACUGAAAAAUAA
Molecule: messenger RNA, 592 nt
Organism: Microplitis mediator
Lineage: Eukaryota; Metazoa; Arthropoda; Insecta; Hymenoptera; Braconidae
Gene: galla-2
Product: MIP18 family protein galla-2
Exons: 3
Coding region: 122-592 (156 amino acids)
Biological process (GO): iron-sulfur cluster assembly
Cellular component (GO): cytosolic [4Fe-4S] assembly targeting complex
Source: RefSeq, a predicted model, not a curated record